AUGGCUUCCACACCAGUUCCACAGCCUCCUCCUAAGAAAACGGUGGCCUCCCAUGUGCCUUUUGCAGAUCUGUGUACUACUCUGGAGCGAAUACAGAAGUGUAAGUCUCGCCCAGAGAAAGCCAAGUAUUUCAAGGAUUUUCUGGAUUCCUGGAGGAAAUUCCACAAUGCACUUCAUCAGAAUGAGAAAGACGUCACCGAUUCCUUUUAUCCAGCUAUGCGGCUUAUCCUUCCACAGUUGGAAAGAGAAAGGAUGGCAUAUGGAAUCAAAGAAACUAUGCUCGCCAAGCUGUACAUUGAACUGCUUCAUUUACCAAAAGAUGGAAAAGACGCCGCAAAGCUUUUAAAUUACAGGACACCUACAGGCUCGCGUGCAGAUGCUGGGGAUUUUGCAAUGAUUGCAUACUUUGUGCUAAAACCUCGCAGCCCCAAACAAGGCAGACUCACGAUAGAACAGGUCAAUGAACACUUAGAUGCCAUAGCUAAUAAUAAUGUUGCUAAAAACAAGGGUCAGUUAAAGAAAAGUCUUCUUCAGUUAAUUACGCAGAGCACAGCGCUGGAACAAAAAUGGCUCAUCCGGAUGAUCGUAAAGGAUCUAAAGCUUGGUGUGAGUCAACAGACCAUAUUUUCCAUUUUUCAUCCCGACGCUGCUGAAUUACACAACGUCACAACUGAUUUGGAAAAGGUUUGCAGACAGCUGCAUGAUCCCUCUGUCUCACUUAGUGAUGUUUCUAUCACGUUGUUUUCUGCCUUUAAACCAAUGCUUGCUGCUAUUGCAGAUGUCCAGCAAAUUGAGAAGCAAAUGAAUAACCAAACAUUCUACAUAGAAACUAAGCUGGAUGGUGAACGUAUGCAGAUGCACAAAGAUGGGGAUGUCUAUAAGUAUUUUUCCCGAAAUGGGUUUGACUAUACCCAGCAGUUUGGUGCUUCACCCCUUGAAGGUUCAUUAACGCCAUUUAUUCAUAAUGUAUUUAAGAGCAAUAUACAAAACUGCAUUCUGGAUGGUGAAAUGAUGGCUUACAAUCCUGAGACACAGACUUUUAUGCAAAAAGGAAACAAAUUUGACAUAAAAAGAAUGGUGGAGGACUCUGAUCUGCAGACCUGCUUCUGUGUGUUCGAUGUAUUGAUGGUCAACAAUCAGAAGUUGGGCCACGAAGUGCUAAGCAAAAGAUAUGAAAUCUUAAGUAGUGUGUUUACCCCAGUAAAGGGCAGGAUACAUGUUGUACAGAAGAAAAGUGCCAGAACAAGAAAGGAAGUAAUUGAUGCUUUAAAUGAAGCAAUAGAUAACAGAGAGGAAGGGAUUAUGGUGAAGGAUCCCAUGUCCAUCUAUAAGCCUGACAAACGUGGGGAAGGCUGGUUAAAAAUCAAGCCAGAAUAUGUCAAUGGACUGAUGGAUGAACUAGACCUUUUAAUUGUUGGUGGUUACUGGGGUAAGGGGUCACGUGGUGGAAUGAUGUCUCAUUUUCUGUGUGCUGUUGCAGAGACACCUCCUCCAAAUGAAAAACCAAUCAUUUUCCACUCUAUUUGUCGUGUUGGCUCUGGCUAUACUAUGAAGGAGUUGUAUGAUCUAGGUUUGAAACUGUCCAAACACUGGAAGCCCUACCAUAGGAAGGACCCUCCCUAUAAUAUUUUGUGUGGAACUGAAAAACCUGAAAUGUACAUUGAACCUUGCAACUCUGUCAUCGUUCAGAUCAAGGCAGCUGAGAUUGUUGACAGUGAUAUGUAUAAAACUGACUGCACUUUGAGAUUCCCCCGAAUUGAGAAGAUAAGAGAGGACAAAGAAUGGUACGAGUGCAUGACUUCAGACAUGUUAGAAGGUCUCAGAAGCAGAGCACAAGGGAAGCUGGCGUCUAAGCACCUUCAUAUAGAUGAGUAUGAUGAGCCACGUGAGAAAAAAAGGAAAACUGUGCCAAAGGUGAGGAAGGUAAUUGGAAUAGCUGAGCAAUUUAAAGCUCCUGAUCUUUCUAGUGUAAGCAAGGUUUCAAAUCUAUUUGAAGAUGUUGAGUUUUGUGUUAUGACAGGAACAGGAAAAUACUCAAAGUCUGAGCUGGAAAGCAGAAUAGCCCAAUGUGGUGGCAGUGUGGUACAGAACCCAGGGCCAGAGACUUACUGUGUCAUUGUAGGAGCUGAGAAUGUCAGAGUGAAAAACAUCAUCGCUUCCAACAAAUACGAUGUGGUGAGGGCAGAGUGGCUCCUGCAGUGUUUUCAAACCAAAAUGCUGGUGCCUUGGCAACCAGCCUUUAUGAUUCACAUGUCUCCUGACACAAAAGAACAUUUUGCACGUGAAUAUGAUUGUUAUGGAGACAGCUACACAGCAAACACAGAUGUUGCACAGCUCAAGGAAGUGUUCUCGAGAAUCAGAGACAAUAAGGCGAUGCCUUUGGACACGAUUGCAGAGUUAGAAGAGCGUUAUUCAUGGAACAGUUGUCAGCUCAGUAUAUUCAGAGGAAACACUAUUUAUGUGGACUGUUAUGCUGUUGUUAAUGAGCCCCAAAGCAAAAUCCAUGGAACGACACUAUCGACUCGAGCUUUGGAGCUCCGUUUUUAUGGUGCAAAGGUAGUCUCUCACCUUGCAGAGGGUGUUUCCCAUGUUGUCAUAGGAGAAGAUCAUUCCCGGAUAGAAGAGAUGAAAGCACUCAGGAGAACAUUUGGGAGGAAAUUUAAAAUUGUAUCUGAGCUGUGGGUAACACAGUCAGUGGAGGAUGGAGUCGCAAAGAAUGAAAAUCAGUACCUACUUUAA
Acanthisitta chloris (rifleman) is the source of this 2739-nucleotide messenger RNA. It is a transcript of the gene LIG4, whose product is annotated as ligase IV, DNA, ATP-dependent. Gene Ontology annotation, biological process: double-strand break repair via nonhomologous end joining; nucleotide-excision repair, DNA gap filling; DNA biosynthetic process. Lineage: Eukaryota; Metazoa; Chordata; Aves; Passeriformes; Acanthisittidae. The record is from RefSeq and is a predicted model, not a curated record. Gene Ontology annotation, cellular component: DNA-dependent protein kinase-DNA ligase 4 complex; DNA ligase IV complex. Gene Ontology annotation, molecular function: DNA ligase (ATP) activity; ATP binding; DNA binding. The transcript has a single exon. The coding region runs from base 1 to 2739 and encodes 912 amino acids.